AUGGGACGCCCUCGUCACGGCAGCCCGCAGCGAGAGCCGCCUGCGGCAGUGGGCGCGCGAGGCAGGCGAGACGCUGCGCUCGUGCGCCGGCUUCGAGGACGGCAAGCCGGCGAUGGACAUGAAGCAGGCGCAAGAAGCGCUCGAGAAGGUGCUGCGCGAGCUGCAGGAGAUUUUGCAGCAGACGCCGGCGGUCAAGGAGCACCUGCAGGAGCUGGUGCGCUGCAGCAGCGAGUGAGUGGCGCCGUUGCGCGCCAUGCGCUGCGCUGACCCUUCGCCCAGCUUCGUCGAGAGCCUCACGACCGAGCCGUCGCUCACGGCGCUGCACCAGCAUCUGGCGCGCGCCGGCGGCGCCGUCGUUGGUGCGCUCUCGCUCGGCGUCAAGGGCUUCGUCGGUGAGGCCGGUGCGGUGGCGCGAGACCUCGUCGGCCGCAUCCUGCCGAGCCUGGGCGAGGUGUUCCGCGCCGUGCCGCUGCCGAGGGUCGAGUUCACCUCCGACGCCGUCGAUGCGGCCGUCGAGGACAUUGUCAUUCCAACGCUCAACCUCGUGCCAGAGACCGUCAGCGUUUCUGUCAGCAACGACUACUCCUACUCGCGCGACCGCUUCACGCAGGAGUCCGAGUCGUCGCUGGACGCGCGCAUCAAGCUCGGCCUCGGCGGUCUGCGCCUGGGCGUCAAGGACGUCAGCUUCUGGGUCGAGGAGAAGGUGACGGCGCCGCGCGCCGGUACGUGCGGCGGCUGCUGCGGCUGCUUUGCGUCCGAGGAGGACUGGGAUGCGCGCAGCUGCGUCUGCCAGGGCCCGGCGUCGUGGCUGGCGUACCGCGAGAGCGCACUGCUGGACAUUGGCCUCUGGGACGAGGGACUCAAGGUGGACAUCGACCUGGUGGACGCCGGACAGCAGGCACAGCGCGACACGAGUGCCAGCCACCCGCCGACGGACGACAUGGACGAGACUCGGCGGGAGAGCUUCUUUACCGUCAAGAACGUCGCCGUCGAUGCCGGCGCCUUCGACUUUCGCCUGCGCAACUCGCACCACUGGCUCGUCAAUGCGCUCUUCCGGCCCGUGGCACGCCCCAUCGUGCGGCUCGUGCUGCAGCGCGUCGGCGCGGCACUGGUGCAGUCGGCCGUCGAGCAGGCCGACCGCACGGCGUGGGAUCUGCACUCGCGCGCCACGCGCCUGGCGCAGCAGCGGCAGGGCUGGGGCGGCAAGGAGGUCGAGUCGCGCGAGGAAGUCAAGGCGGCGUGGGGCGACUAUGUGCGCGUGCUGCUCGACGCCGACGCGGGCAAGAGCGGCGCGAGGCUGCGUAAGGAGCGCGAGGCGCGCGAGCGCGAGGAGAAGGAGCAGCAGCGGCAGCAGCGGGAGGAGCAGCAGGAUCAGCGAGAGCAGCGGGAACGCAUGGAGCGAGAGCAGGCGCACCCGCGCACCGAGCCGCUCAAGCCGACGCAGACGAUGAAGGUCUCGCCGACGUCGCUCAUCAUGACCGACACGGCCGGCUCGUACGCGCUGAGCGUCGGCGUGGCGCCGCGUCUGCUCGCGCCGCACAAGCGCGGGCCCAAGACGGACCACAUGCGGCUGCGCGACGACCUCGUCGAGCGCAACUGGCGCGCGCUGGGCAAGCGGCCCGUCGAGCGCGCGCGCGCCGCCUACGACGAAGUGGACCCGCUGGCGGGCGUGCGCAAGACGGCCGCGACGGCAACGCAGACGGCCGCGGACGUGCGCGACGUGCGCGACGGCGUGCAGCUCGUCCAGGAGCACGGCGCGGGCGGCGAUGGAGAGGACGAGUACGGCUUCAAGUCGGAUCUGUUUGACCUGCACUAGCGAAUAGCAUUAGGAGUCUGUGCGUGACGUGGAGCAAGCUGCGCUCAGGCUGGAGCGCAGAGACAGGUGUGGGAAAGAUGUGCAGCGCCGCAGCAGCACCUCACUGCUCCUCCUCGUCGAGCUCGUUGCGGCGCCGCGCCGCGCUGGCGUUCUUGCUGA
Tilletiopsis washingtonensis is the source of this 1975-nucleotide messenger RNA. RefSeq lists its product as hypothetical. Bases 254 to 1816 code for a protein of 520 amino acids. The record is from RefSeq and is a predicted model, not a curated record. The transcript is spliced from 4 exons. NCBI's taxonomy places the organism in Eukaryota, Fungi, Basidiomycota, Exobasidiomycetes, Entylomatales.